GCACUGUCUAAUAAUUUCUUUCCUUUACCUUAUUUGCUGUCAAUAAUUUCUCUAGCUCAAAGAGUCGGGGGAAAUUUUAUGCAUGAACAGGAGUACUAUCUACUUGCGUGGUGCUGGAGGGUUUUCAGACUCUUCACGACCAUACUCAUAUGCUACCUAUCCUGCUAAUCAAGUUUCUCGCAUUUCUAUUCCGAAUUCGGCACCUUCUGCAGUAUGCGACGACCAGACAAAGCAAUCCCAGGCAUUGUUAUACAGGCCAUCUGGGGAUUACAAUCCUUUGCAUUUAGACCCAGAUAUUGCACAGCUUGCUGGGUUCACCCGUCCAAUCCUGCACGGCCUCUGCACCCUAGGAUUUGCUGCUCGCGCCAUCAUAAAAUCUUUCUGCAACGACGAACCGACGGCGGUGAAGAGCAUCUUCGGCCAUUUCCUUCUGCACGUCUACCCCAGGGAAACGUUGUCCACUGAGAUGUGGCUUGACGGCCAGAAGGUGCACUACCAAACGAAGCUUGUGGUUGGAGAAUCUUGUGCCACAAACCAAACAUGUUCAUAUCGUGGCCGUUUUGGCCAUAUGUUGGGCCAUCUGGAAAUCAAGGAAUAGAAUGUCUUUGAGAAUAUUCUAAUUAAAUCACCUAAUGAAAUUAUCUGCCAUGCGAGCGCUCUGAUGAUUUCGUGGACAGGUUUGAGCAAAAGGGAGCUGCAGCCUGCAGGGCUUGAUUCAAGAAGGUGCAAGGCUGCUGGUCAGGGCAGCGAGCGUUAAGUUGGAUGCUCGCGUUGUCGAUCAAGUGGAAGAGGAGAACGAUGAUACAGGGAAUUAAAAGUUUGGUAUAGUGAUCAGCUUUCUGGUGGAAGCCUGACGAGGAUUGUCUACUUUUGGAUCUUGGCCGUGUAGCUUUGUUCUGCUUCUCUUGUGCUGUUCUUGUCCGAGUAUAAGGUCUAUCAUGACAUAAUGCUUGUACCAUCUUUUUCAGUGGUAACUUAUUUUUUCUCAUGCAGUGUAUGUGACUUGAAACUUUGUUAGGACAUAGUUUGUGAAAGGGAAAUGGACCCAACAUUUCCUAUAGUCGAUUUUGGUAUUUAGCAUCCAUCACAAAU
Molecule: messenger RNA, 1092 nt
Organism: Zea mays
Lineage: Eukaryota; Viridiplantae; Streptophyta; Magnoliopsida; Poales; Poaceae
Product: enoyl-CoA hydratase 2, peroxisomal
Exons: 5
Coding region: 83-598 (171 amino acids)
Biological process (GO): fatty acid beta-oxidation
Cellular component (GO): peroxisome
Molecular function (GO): 17-beta-hydroxysteroid dehydrogenase (NAD+) activity; enoyl-CoA hydratase activity; (3S)-3-hydroxyacyl-CoA dehydrogenase (NAD+) activity
Source: RefSeq, a predicted model, not a curated record